Molecule: messenger RNA, 621 nt
Organism: Pseudomassariella vexata
Lineage: Eukaryota; Fungi; Ascomycota; Sordariomycetes; Amphisphaeriales; Pseudomassariaceae
Product: ubiquitin-conjugating enzyme/RWD-like protein
Exons: 2
Coding region: 1-621 (206 amino acids)
Source: RefSeq, a predicted model, not a curated record
AUGUCUGGCAUAAGGAGAGUCAGCAAGGAGCUCACUGAAUGCCAGGGUCCUCCGCCGCCCGAGGGCAAGGACAUGUCGAAGGUCAAGUUGCAGGACGGAGCGGCCAUCCUCCCCCCGACCACGAUGGAGGGCAUUUGGGCCAAGGCCGACAAUAGCAACAUGUACAGGUGGGAUAUCUGGAUUGAGGGUCCUGCCAACACAGUUUACGAGGGUGGUAUUUUCAAGCUGAAGAUGGAGCUGCCUGAAGGUUCCGCUCCCAGCGGUACUGGUGGUUACCCUUUCAAGCCGCCCAAGAUCAACUUCACGACGCGCAUCUACCAUCCCAACGUGACCAACGACAACACGGGCGACAUCUGCCUCUCGCUCAUCAAGACGGACGUCUGGAAGCCCGCCAGCAAGAUCAAGGGUGUACUAGAGGCGGUGCGACAGCUGCUGAUCGAACCCAACCCCGACGACCCCCUCGAGACGCGCAUCGCCGAAGAAUACAAGAACAACCGGGCCGAGUUUGAGAAGAACGCCAAGAGCUAUGUGCAGCGAUACGCGAAGGACACUUUGAAGGAGAACUCUUCAAAGACCACCACAAAGAAGGAGACUCUGAAGAACGCCCCGUCCAAGGUUUGA